Messenger RNA from Scaptodrosophila lebanonensis, 3854 nucleotides. RefSeq names its product mitochondrial proton/calcium exchanger protein (gene Letm1). Gene Ontology annotation, molecular function: calcium ion binding; ribosome binding. Gene Ontology annotation, biological process: intracellular monoatomic cation homeostasis. Gene Ontology annotation, cellular component: mitochondrial inner membrane. The coding region runs from base 377 to 3565 and encodes 1062 amino acids. The record is from RefSeq and is a predicted model, not a curated record. The transcript has 7 exons. NCBI's taxonomy places the organism in Eukaryota, Metazoa, Arthropoda, Insecta, Diptera, Drosophilidae.
GUUGGUAUCGAUGCGGCCAUUCAUUGACUUUUUUGCAACACAGAAACACGGAGAACUGCGAAUCACAGCAACUAAAUUUAAGUGCCAGCAUAAACAUUAAUUUUUUAUGCACAAUUGCUGGAAUAACGAACAAAAUAAAUUGAAUGGCUUUAACCUCAAAAGCGGGCUUGAACUCAAAAUUCCCCAUACGUAACGUUGUACCAACAACAAAACGGCAAUAAGAACUACAAUAGCAUAAAGAAACAACAACUACGACAACUAAUCCAAAGGUACAUCUUAGAAAGUGUAUCGGAAAUUCAAAAUUAUAAUAUUGAAGUUCUCUGGAAUUGGAUAAACAACAACUUAUCACGCCCGCAGCCGCUUCGACACAAACAACAUGAAUGCACUACUGCGUCAUAAGGGGCCGAAUGCGAGAUCAAACCACAUUAUCCAAAAUUUCUACAAGCGCUAUCUCCGAACGAAUUACUGCGUCUGUUGCGCAACGAAACACAAUGCAGAACAGACGUCUGGACGGCGUGCACAGAUCCUGCAGAAUAAGAAACACCCCACUGUGAUAGAAACGGCUUCGAUUUCUUCAUUUCAUGUGCCCCUGCGAUAUCAUCAUCCGUACUCCAGCUAUGGUAUUCGGCAUCUUCACGUUUCGCGAGCUCUUCAUGAGGCGUCCCAAUCAAAAGUGGAUGCCACAGUGAAAAAGCUGAAAAAUCAACAAAAAGAGAAAGUCGAGGAGAUCAUGAAGGAAGUGGCCAAUGGGCAGCCAGCAACUACUACGACAGCCGCAGCAACUGCGACCAGUGCAGCAGCUGGCGUAAUGAAAGAAAGUACAAAAGGCUCGGCGACAGCGCAGGUAGCAGUAGCUGAGGCAGCCCCGAACACAAUAGUAAAAACAAAACCCAAAAAGCCAAUGCAACAAGUCAUUUGGGAGGAAAUAUUGCACUAUUACCAUGGCUUUCGGCUCCUGUUUAUUGAUGUGGCGAUCAGCACGAAGCUAUUGUGGCGAGUACUUAAUGGCAAAACAAUGACGCGCCGUGAGAAUAAACAAUUGAUGCGCACCACCUCAGAUCUGUUUCGACUCAUACCCUUCUCAGUCUUCAUUGUGGUGCCCUUCAUGGAGUUACUAUUGCCUGUCUUUAUCAAAUUCUUUCCUGGCAUGUUGCCCUCGACGUUCCAAACAGCAAAGGAUCGGCAGGAGCGCUUGCGUCAGUCCUUGGGAGUGCGCCUGGAAGUAGCCAAGUUUUUACAAAAAACGCUCGGCCAAAUGCCAGUACAGCACAAAGAGCACAAAAGCCAAGAGGCUAAAGACUUCGAAGAUUUCUUUCGUAGGAUUCGCAGCCCCAACGAAUAUGUGGGCAAUGAAGAAAUCAUUAAGUAUGCCAAACGCUUUGAUGAUGAGAUCACAUUAGAUUCGCUAUCGAGGGAGCAACUUGCUGCGCUUUGUCGUGUUCUAGAGCUCAACACGAUCGGGACCACGAUGCUGUUAAGAUUCCAGUUGCGUCUCAAGUUACGCUCGCUGGCCACUGAUGAUCGUGUAAUAGCACGUGAGGGCGUCGAUUCGCUUGAUCUCUUUGAACUUCAGCAAGCGUGCAAGGCCCGAGGCAUGCGAGCUUACGGUCUUACAGCGGAGCGUUUGCGCUUUCAGCUUAAAGAAUGGAUAGAUCUGUCCCUAAACGAGCAGGUUCCACCCACCUUGUUGCUGCUUUCGCGCGCCAUGCUUAUCUCGGACGAUAGCAUCACCACCGAUAAACUCAAGGAGACGAUGCGCGUGUUGCCAGACGCAGUAGCCGCUCACACUCGUCAUGCUAUUGGUGAACGAGAAGGUAAGGUGGACAAUAAGACGAAGAUCCAGGUCAUACAAGAGGAAGAGCGUAGGAUCAAAGAAGAACGUCUGGAGGAACAAGAGGAGAAGAUCGCCAAGCGAUCGGCGAUCAAGGAGGACAUACCAGCGCCCUACGUUUAUGCUGAGGAUCUAGCAAAGGCAAAAGUGUUGGAUUCUACCUUAGACUGUCUAGACAGCAAGCCAGAAAAGGAAGCAGAUGGAAUUUCCUCUACGGAUGUGCAGCUGCUUUCCGACGCAUUGAAGUCAUUAUCCACUGACAAACAACUGGUUGUUGAAAAAGAGACGAUCAAGGAGUUAAAGGAGGAACUACGUGACUACAAGGACGAUGUCGAGGAGCUGCAUGAGGUGCGGCAAGUGGUUAAGGAGCCGGUGCGCGAAAGUCGGGCUGCCAAACUAUUGUAUAACCGUGUGAACAAGAUGAUAUCGCAGCUCGAUACUGUUCUGCACGAUUUGGAGAACCGUCAAGCGCACAUAAAGAAGGUCGAAACCAGUGGUUAUUCAUCAGUUGCAGCGCCGCGUGCAGAAGUGGUGCACAUCGACGAGCUGGUGGCCACCAUUCGUCGUAUGAAGGAAUCCUCAGAUGAGGAACGAUUCAAAGUGGUUGAAGAUCUGAUGGUUAAGCUAGACGCGGACAAGGAUGGUGCCAUUUCGGUGCAUGAGAUCACAAAAGUCGUGCAAAGCAUCGACAGCGAGGCGACAAAAAUUGACAAAAAACAGUUGGAGGAGUUCACUGAUCUACUGACGAAGCAGGCCUCAAAGCGUCGUCACGAAGAAAUCGUCCGUAUUGAUGAUCUAAUGCUGAACAUCAAAAUGCUAAAAGAAACGUCCGAUGAGGCGCGCCUCAAGCACAUCGAAACCGUUCUGGAUAAAUUCGAUGCUGACAAGGAUGGUGUGGUGACUGUCAAUGAAAUACGCAAGGUGCUCGAGUCUCUUGGACGAGACAAUAUUAAGUUGAGCGAUAAGGCUAUCGAAGAGCUAAUUGCGUUACUCGACAAGGAGCAGAUACUGCACGCUGAGCAAAAGAUCGAAAAAGCCAUUGCGAAGAGCAUUAAGGAGGCUGAGAAACUGAAAGCAGAGGUUGAGAAGACGGACAAGGAAAUGGCCAAACUAGUAGACGAUAUUCAUGAUUCGGCUAAAGAGAUUCAAGAUAUUGCCACGGAAUUGGGUGCCCUUGAAAAGGCUGAAGAAAAGGCAAAUCAGCUCGUCGACAAGUUAAAUGACACAGCUAAGACCCUUAAAGAUGAGUCUGCACUUGAAAAGGCGAAAAAGAAGGCAAAUCUAAAUGUUGAUGAGUUAAAGGACGUAGCCAAAGGCCUUAAAGUUGAGCCCGCGCAUAAGGAUAUGGCCAAAAUAUUGAAGGACAACGCCAAGGAACUAAAUCCACAGCCCCCAGCUGACGAUAAGCCCGGUUCCAAUGCUCCAAACAAACGUACACCGCCCAAAGCCUCGGGGGGCACAAACCAACCUUUUGGCGGAGGUGAGGCGCCUAAGAUGGGUACAACGAACAGUACCAGAGGAUCGGGAAUACCGACCUCCGAUGCUGUGAUUCGCGAAGCGGCCGAACGGCAGAUAGAAAAACUGCUGCCAACAACCGAAAUAAGCGUUCCACCAACGAUACCAACAAGUCCGCCCUCACCGUCAGCCAAGCCAAAACCACCUGCAUCCACAAAGGCCACCGCCACCGUUUCGACAGCUGCAUUGCCCCAGGAUAGCGUAAAGAAGGUUCUCUGAUAUGGAUCUACGCCGGCUAACGCUGGCAAAGCCACAACGACAAUAAGGACGAAGAAGGGGAAGACAACGACAACCAUUAAAAAUGAUGAAAAUUUACCUGAAACUGAGCGAUAAACUAUCCAACGCAUUCAAUAACGUUUGUCGAAUCUGUCAGCAUCACUGUUUGACUGACAUUUUGUCAGCAUUGCGAAUGUAAUUGCGCCGAUUGUACCCAAUUAAUUGAGUUACUAAUAGUGCGGAAACUCAAAUCUAUUCGUAAAGAAAAUUUUAACUGUGUAUUUAACUCUAA